Messenger RNA from Didymodactylos carnosus, 453 nucleotides. Lineage: Eukaryota; Metazoa; Rotifera; Eurotatoria; Philodinida; Philodinidae. The record is from the annotation of a GenBank genome assembly.
AUGUCACAGCGUUACGCGCCUAAUUCGGAACCAGGCGAUGAAUUAGGGACUGAUUCUGCUUGCGAUUUUGAUAAUGAAUCCGAUAAUGAUGAUGGCGAACAGAAUUUUACAAGUCCUACACUUUUUGAAAAGUUACAUACAAGAUCCACCGGUGCAUGUGGUACUGCAAGAGCAGGAUUACCUAAGUUUGAAGAUAAACCUGGGAAAGGUCAACAAGUUUAUCAAAGCAAAGAUAACAUGCUGGCAUUAAAAUGGUUUGAUAAAAGAGAAGUUAUAAUGUUAUAUACUAUCCAUGAAGCUCGUAUAGAAUUUACCGGAAAAAAUGAUCCAAAAACUAAAAGAUCAAUUCAAAAACUAAUUCCAGUGAUUGAGUAUAAUUCUAAUAGAGGAGCAAUCGAUAAAGUUGAUAUGCAAACCAGUUUUGUUGAAUGUGUAAGAAAAUCUGUCAAAUAG